GCACACGUGCGAGCAAACGAAACAACAGACAUCUUGCUUAAUCAAACAAGAUGGCGAAAACUCAAAUUGAAACCGUCCUUGGCCCAGUGAACGCCGAAGAUUUGGGCAUAACAUUCACACACGAACACCUAACCAUUGACUACUCCAAUUGUGCCAUGCCGCCAAGCAAAGACUCCGACAAGAGCAAAAUUAACGAACCAAUCACCCUAGACAACCUUAACUGGCUUCGACACAAUCCAUACAGCUGUGUGGCUAACCUAAAUCUCGCAAAAGAGAAGGAUGCUGUUUUGUCGGAUUUAAAGUUGCUCAAGCAAGCAGGAGGGUGUACCAUAGUGGAAAAUACGUGUAUUGGAAUCAACCGUGAUGUGGCGGCCAUGAUAGAGAUGGCGAAGUUGAGUGGACUGAAUGUUGUCUGUGGAACUGGGUUUUAUGUGGAGAGAACUCAAACGGAUAGCGUAAAGAAUGCAUCAGUUGAGGAAUUGUCCAAGGUAUUAGUCUGACUCAGGUUUUACACAAAGCACGGAUAGUGCUAUCUACUGGGUGGUCAUUCGGUCAAGCUUUUUAAUUGGUAUUAAAAUUCAGUAUUUAUAAAUUAUAUAUAUGCGGCUCUCCAGCCCUACAAACUGUACUUGAUUUUAAAACGCGGAUACGGACGGGCGGACGGAUUAUUAUUAUUAUUUAAAGAUAUUUAAACACGGUAGCCUUUCAUUUGUGUGAUUUUCAAAGGGCCGUGUGUUUAAAAAGAAUUACAGCACUUAUAAGUAGUUAAGAUAUUACAUAUGUUAUGUUUUAUUUGUUCUUCCAGAUUAACAAAAAGGUAAAAUACUUUAAUUUGUCUAACGUUUCGGUUUCCUAAACGGAAACCAUUAUCAAAGACUAUGAAUCUAUUAAAAGUUUUCCGUUACUAUCUUGCGUCAGAUGCAACCUUGCGAGAUUACUGACGCCUGCGUUCAAAUCGGUCUGCGCGUGCACGUUCACUAGCUAUUAGGGAGCUUAAGCAUGUGAGGACGGCAACACGACGACGACGGCAACCAAUACAAUGAGUCAAUGAAAAGAAAUAAAUAAUUAAAGUCCCAGGGGAGUUUCAGACGUGGUCGUCGUUCUGUUUACAACGGUAAAUCACAGAUUUUCACGUAUUUUAUACAACGCCUACAUUUCAAGCCGUAACAUGUGCAACUUAAAAUUCGGUCAGUAGAACUCUUCCCAAACAUAAAACCAAUGUUUUCAGCUUCUUAUACUAUAUUAAAUUCAUACGAAUUAUAAUAUACGACAAGUUUUCUUUACUAUCAUUUAUUGAAGGAAUUUGUUUUGGCCGUCGUCGUCGUGUUGCCGUCCUACAUGCUUAAGCUCGCUAUUAGACUAUAGUACGCGCCUGGCAUAUCGCGGCAAAUGUUAAUGCUGUUGUUUUCGCUCUUGGUAUGCCAGCUCUCGAGAAACAUUCUUUCGUUAACGUUAGUAGCAAAUUCUAACUGAGCAAGUAGCUCCUUCCCAAUUCAUUCGAUGUUUUGUUGACAAAUGAUGAACCGCUAUUUUGUUGCUUGUAUCUUUAUUUGCUACGCUGCGCUUGUGUUCUUUAAUUCUGCAUUCCAGAGUUCUCCCAGUUUCUCCGACAUAGCUUGCAGGGCAUUCUGCGCACGGUAUUUUGUAAACUGCUCCUGUUCGUGAUAUAACAGGUGAUGGAUCUUUUAUCUUCGUAAGGACAUCCCGCAGCGUCGUUGAAGGUUUGUGGGCGACUGUAAUGUUGUGGGGUCUCAAAAUCCGUGCAAUUCUUUCUGAUGUGCCUUUGACGUAUGGAAUGGUAGCAAUGACUUUAUCGUCCUCAUUCGUGAUGGAUGCCUCUGUUGUUGUUAUGUAUUAUUACAACUGCAUAUGAUAUUACAUAUGGAUAUGAUAUACAUAUUGACAUACAUAUAAGAUAUUAUAAAAUAUGGAUAUGGUUAAAAAACUUCCCAUGCCUUUAUAAAUCAUAUCUGCGUUUUAUCCUUUUGGAUAAAAGCAGAUAAGUCAUCCGUAUAGUGAAAACACUGAGUAUCAGUUUGCUCCCUUCCCAGGAAAGUUAUCCUCGCUUCCGCAAGUAACAUUUAUUUAUUAACGCGGCGCAGUUGUCCCCCUGCUCCCUUGUCUCCGAUCCCCGCUCCCCUGUCCCUUACGCCCAUGAAUAUAGCCUAACCCUUGGAAUGUUAUUACUUUAGGUAAUUUUUGAGUUCGGUUUUAAAAGGAUAUAAUGUUUCAGAUAAGACCAUUUCCCUAGGAAGACCAUUCGAUAUUUAUUUUAUUCUAUUUUAAUGAUUUGCCACAGGCACAAACAAUACCACUAAACCAUUACAUAUUGUACAUAGAGUGGAGUGGAGUAGAGUAGAGUAGAGUAGAGUAGAGUGGAGUAGAGUGGAGUGGAGUGGAGUGGAGUGGAGUGGAGUGGAGUGGAGUGGAGUGGAGUGGAGUGGAGUGGAGUGGAGUGGAGUACAGUACAGUACAGUACAGUACAGUACAGUACAGUACAGUACAGUACAGUACAGUACAGUACAGUACAGUACAAGCAGGGACUGACCACAGAGAUAAUUUCCAAUAACGGGUCCCGAACAAAUGCUAACAAUAUAUUUACAUAUCUAUUGACUUUGGCUAACUAUCAACAACAUGUUUUUACUGAAAAACUAGCGAGAGGACGAGUGGAGUGGCGUUUCGUGCACUCUGACUGGGAUGUUCUUGGGUUGUCCGGGUUGUGAAUAUGUUCUAGAAGGUCGAAGUAGUAGUUAAAUGAGGACUUGAAACGAACUAAAGUUCUUGAGGUAUCAUGUACGUAUGUGGCCGGGAAGGAAGAAUGUUCCAAAGUCUGGGAGCUUUCACAUAUAAACUGUUCUGGUACUACUAACAGUCCAGCAUUUAUAUAUUGCUCAUUUAUCUUCCUUCAAUAUUUCAGACCAUUCUAGACGACAUCAAUAACGGUAUUGAUGGUACAAAAGUAAAGCCUGGUAUCAUAGGUGAAGUCGGAUGUUCUUGGCCACUAGCUGAGGUCGAAAACCGUAGUCUCCGCGCAGCUGCGCUUGCGCAAUCUCAAACCAAGACCCCCGUUAUGAUCCACCCGGGACGAGACCCCAUCGCCCCGUUUGAAGACUUGCGUAUUUUUGAGGAAGCUGGCGGGGAUGCUAAACACACCGUAAUUGCUCACCUCGGACGAACAAUUGGAAAGAAAGAGACCCUCCUGGAGUUAGCUGAGACAGGUAUGAAUAUGUAUAUUGUGGCUGUUUAGAUCCCGGGGGGGGGGGGAUGAAACUAGACAACUGAACUGCACCUUUAAGUUUGAAAUGUUUGAUUUUGCAGGUGUAUUUCUUGAGUAUGACCUCUUUGGUUCUGAGAUUUCCUACUUUCAAGAAAUGCCGAGCAUUGACAUGCAAAAUGACGCUCAGAGAAUCGAUAUGAUUGGCUACUUGAUAUCACAAGGUUUUGGAGACAGAAUACUGGUAGCACAUGACGUCCACACAUGUUAUCAACUGACCAAGUAUGGCGGGCAUGGGUACGCACACAUCCUGGAUUACGCCGUACCGAAAAUGCGGUUGAAAGGUAUUUCUCAGACGGACAUAGAUAAGAUAUUGGUCACUAAUCCCAAAAGCUGGCUCACAUAUUACUAACGGUCAACGAUUCCUUAAGUCUAAACAAGUUUUUUUUUAUACUUAGGCCAAAAAAUAUUCUUUUUCUGGUCAGCGCGCGCGUUAUCUUGACUAUGCGCGUCAACUUUUUUUAUGAAAACCGGCUCAUAAUCUCAACUUAUCAUGGUCUUAUCAACUUAUAAUAUGUCACAUGUUUGUGAAUACAUAAUAGAGAGCACAAGCGACGUUUUAAGCCCGUUUUCCACUGGGCGAAUUUGUUCGCGCGAAGCGAAAAACAAAUAUUGGCAAUGUGAUUGCUGGGCGAAAAAUUUCGCCGCGAAAGAGUUGGAUCAGUUCCUACUUCUUUUACGGCUUGCGCGAACAAAUUCGCCUAGUGGAAAAUGGAGUUUGGUAAACACGGACAUCAGAUCGCCGAGAGCUGUGUUUGCAUGUGUCAGCUUGUGGUAAUCUUCAACGACACAUGCAUAUGACAAAACAUAAGAUUUUUAAAGUUUUUUGCUUCCUUGCACGAGCGCUAUGAUGCAAAAUGCCGCCAAAAUUAGUUCUACCAAUUUUCGUGUGAUGUCCGUGUUGACAAAAACGUCGCUCGCUUAAAGGACAUUGGCAAUAAAAAAUUAGUUUAGUUCACUGAUUUGAAACAACUCCUAUAAAACUAUAUAUUAAACUCUAUUACAGAUUGUUUAUAUAUUGCUUAGUUUUCAAAAUAUUUCGAUUGAAAAAAUUGAGCUGUUCGCCAUCUUGGAUUAUUGAGGAUAUGCAUGUUACGUCAAGAGAGGGGUCACACUAAGUUUUUUAUCUUGAGAGUAAGUGAUCAAUAUGAGUCCAAAACUUCGUUUCUGUUGCUGUCUGAAAUUUAGAAAUGAUUAAAAACUUCAAACAAUGAAUAAAAUUUCAAACAAUUUUGGACUGUUGCUCGGUCAUUUUAGAGUAGUUUUAUAUGGUUAACCCAACUCCUGACGUCAUCAAAACCAUAGUUAAUGAGGUAAAGCAUUUUUCCAAGAUGGCGGAAAGCUCAUUAAUUUCGUUCUAAAUAUUUCGAGAACUAAGCAAGAUAUGACAAAUCGGUAAUAGAAUUUAAUAUAUAAUUUUAAGAGUUCUUUUGAAUGAGACAAACUAAUUUUUUAUUGCCAAUGUUCUUUAAGCUCGAAACGUAGUGCAUGUUGUUUUUUUUUGUGAGAGAAUAAAGCACUGUUCUUGUGAUAUUUCGUAUUUGAUAUAUUUCUAUUGUUUUCUACACCUGAAAAUAUUAUUCUAUAGUAGUCCUCAUUUUAUUUCAUGUCAACUCGGUGACAGACAGUGUAUAAGCAUGAAAAAUCAAUGUAUUAUAUGUGCUUUUAGAAACUAGACUGAAGAUGUACUCGCAAUUUCUGCAAAAAGCGUUGCCUUGAAAAAAAAAUGAAAAAGAAAAGCCGUGUGUGCGCGUCAAUUUUGGACAGACAAACUGACCAGAAACAGAAUAUUUUUUCUAUGCCUUUCGUUUUUUCGUAAACUGAAACAAUAGUUAAGGCCAUGUUACACGGUGCAAUUUUCUUGCAACUUGCAAUGCAAUUCUACUCUUGAGAGAUGUAAAAUUGCCAAAUACGAGUCUUCAUUACACUCCGCUGAUGUUUUCUCAACAUAUCGAAAAUUCUUCACUGAUUUCACUAAUUAACAUCUCUCAAGAGUAGAAUUGCAUUGCAAGUUGCAAGGAAAAUUGCACCGUAUAACAUGGCCUUUAGUGACUGAGCUAAUUUUUAAAAGAUUAUAGCUACAUGAUAGAAUCAUUGCACUUUGCCUUGUUUCCUGAGAUCAAAUCUUUGUAGUCGCCAGACAGAAUAAAGCGAACCAAACUUAAGUUUAUAAUUUUUAUUUACUUUAUAAAAUACUAAAUUUGUUUAUUUACAUGCAAAUUAUCAACAUGCUUGCGCAGUUUCUAACCACAUGUAAAGUCUACGACGUCGUCAUCGAAGUGGUCGCCGCGGUUUCGCCUUUCUUGAUUUCUUGAGUAAUUUGCGAUAAAUCUUGAAUGAACGUCUGAAUCUAAAGAGAAAAUAA
This is a messenger RNA of Paramuricea clavata, 5639 nucleotides long. The record is from the annotation of a GenBank genome assembly. NCBI's taxonomy places the organism in Eukaryota, Metazoa, Cnidaria, Anthozoa, Malacalcyonacea, Plexauridae.